GUGACAUUUGUCACGUCUUCCGCUACUCUUUCGUCAUACAAUGGGUCGCGCCAUCAGUGAAGACCUCAAACAUAGGAUUGUGCUCAUGUAUGAAACUGAUGGCUUGACUAUGGAAGUGAUUGCGGAGACACUGCGUGUCUCAAUUGGCCUUGUAUCGAAAGUCAUUUGCCUUCACCAACUUUAUGGACAAGUGACCAACCCUUUCGGUCAUCAUACAGGACGUCCAUCACUUCUUAAUAACGACGACCUCCAGUUCAUCUCAGCUAUCAUUCAUGCUAAUCCUGGCCUGUAUCUUGACGAAAUUCAGAACAAAUCGGCAAAUGUGUGGGACAUUCAGGUGUCAAUUGCUACCAUUGCCCGAGCUCUCCAUCAACUUGAUCUGACUCGCAAAUCAACAACUAGAGCUGCUGCACAGCGAGAUGAAGAACUUCGGACACUUGGGAAGCCGUGCUGGCCAAUUUCUCGCUUUCUCGAGACCCCAAAUACUAUCAUGAUGAGGCCAUGAAUUUCUCAAAGGGACCAGGUCUUAGGUCCGACUCUUGGCUCGGCGAGCCAAACUAAAUCUGCCGCCAGUUCACAACCCGUCAUCCAGUUACCACAUAGCAGCGGUGUAAUACCAUGAAGCUGAAUGGAUCCGUGGAAUUGUAUUCAACCCACGAAUGACAUGAUCGAUUAUACAUCAUGAUUGGCCCGGCACAUCGCUAGGUCCGGCGCUUGUAAGCCAGACCCGAGUCAGGUCUGCAGACCUGCUAAGGGCUUCGAGGGGCCUGGUUUUUGGGCCCUGGUCGGGGCUAAGCCAGGCCCGAGCCCUGGCUUUUAGGCCAAGCCAGGUCCAGAUCAUUACUACUAGUUUUAAAAACGAGGCAAGUCAACACAGUGAAGCAA
This is a messenger RNA of Suillus paluster, 885 nucleotides long. Its product is annotated as Homeodomain-like protein. Gene Ontology annotation, molecular function: DNA binding. NCBI's taxonomy places the organism in Eukaryota, Fungi, Basidiomycota, Agaricomycetes, Boletales, Suillaceae. The transcript is spliced from 2 exons. The coding region runs from base 41 to 505 and encodes 154 amino acids. Gene Ontology annotation, biological process: regulation of DNA-templated transcription. The record is from RefSeq and is a predicted model, not a curated record.